Aplysia californica (California sea hare) is the source of this 1359-nucleotide messenger RNA. RefSeq lists its product as uncharacterized. Bases 500 to 1306 code for a protein of 268 amino acids. Gene Ontology annotation, molecular function: DNA binding. Lineage: Eukaryota; Metazoa; Mollusca; Gastropoda; Aplysiida; Aplysiidae. Gene Ontology annotation, cellular component: transcription regulator complex; nucleus. Gene Ontology annotation, biological process: regulation of transcription by RNA polymerase II. The record is from RefSeq and is a predicted model, not a curated record. The transcript has 4 exons.
GUCUACUGCUUGAGGGUUGUUGAUGAAGUGAUGAUGAUAGGCCUAAGUGGUGGGGUUCAACCCGGUUCUGUGUAAAAUAAAAAGGUGCAUUCAGGCUGAGGUACACCCGCCAAGGACGAAGUUUGCCUUUUGUUUUAGAGGACCUUUGAGUAUCUGGGUAGCAGACGCUGCACGCAUGUUAUUCAUUAAAAUUCACCACGUGUGUCAAUGAUCAUAGUCGAUAGAUCUACUGAAUUCCUGAUUCCAAGACUUAGAAAAAGUCAUUUUUACUUUUUGUGACUGGGUACCAGUCCCAAGCACAGUUUAGAAAGAGAAAAGCCCGAGAUCAGAAAGCCACCUAAAUCUAGAUUCUAAGUCUGAAGUAGAAUUGCCCUAAUAACUUUACUCGUGCAAGAUCAAAUUAAAAGCCCUACAAAUUAACUAGACUAUCUAGAUUAUAAAGACAAAGAGUGAACUGGGGAAAACUCGUGUCACUUGUGAAAAUCAAAAGUGACGAAAGAUGCCGAAAGGAAACAGGCGACUUUAUGAAAGGCUUAUAGCUGCUGUCCAGCUACGGGAAGAACUCUACAACCCGCAGAGUCCAAAUUAUAAAGAUAGGAAUCUCUGUGAUGCAGCGUGGAUCCAGGUGGCUGAAACUGUGGGACUUUCACCGGCCGAGGCCAAGAAAACAUGGGGUACACUCAGGUCCUCCUUUUGCCGAUGUCUCAACAACGAGAUUCUCAAUUUUGGGUCGGCGACCUCGUCCCCAAUGACUAAGUGGUACCUGGCCGACCAGAUGGGCUUCAUGCGGCCAUUUGUCCACCGCUGGCAGGCCAAGGGGGGAUCGAUGGGUGGCCUGUACGCUGACGGGCUGGAAGAGGGAGAGCUGCCAAUCGCCUUCAAGUCAGAGCUGCCGGAGGAGGGGAGCCUGUACAGCGCCAUGGAGGAAGCUUCCUCCGUCUCCACGGCCUCCUCCAUGCUCAGCCAAUCGGAUCAGCCGGCCGGCCUGCCGUGCCCCGAGCCUCAGUUCAAGAAGCAGAAGACGGACUGCACGCCCACGGAGCUGGACAUGCUCAAGCUGCUCAACACGAGCGCGUCUGCUCUGAGCCCGGCCUCCCUCAAGGAGGAGGAGGACCCCGACCUGCUCUUCUUCAAGGGACUCCUGCCCACCUACAAGGAGCUGCACCGCAAGCGGCAGCGGAAGAUCCGCCUGGAGAUCACCAAGAUGAUCUACGCAGAGGUGGAGGAGCAGGAGCAGGAUGAGGAGAGGCACAACUCGUGUGCUGACAAUUCUAUGGUUCCUAUAGGAGAGCAAAUUUUGCAUUGAAGGCCUACCCUAUCCCCCCCCCCCCCCCCCCUUCCCUUCCACUUCACUCCCAC